Molecule: messenger RNA, 941 nt
Organism: Entelurus aequoreus (snake pipefish)
Lineage: Eukaryota; Metazoa; Chordata; Actinopteri; Syngnathiformes; Syngnathidae
Product: transmembrane protein 69-like
Exons: 3
Coding region: 266-904 (212 amino acids)
Source: RefSeq, a predicted model, not a curated record
UGUUUAGUUUGAAAGGGAAAAAGGUGAGAUUUGACGGUUAGUUUGGUUGUGAAAUGAUGAGUUCAAAUGCAGCGAGGAAGACGUAAAUGUCAGUUUGAAGUGUUUGAGAGGACACAUUUACAGCUCAGGCAUUUAAUCGAUGCCCGAUGAAAUGAGCAAGAUGGCGACCAACGAGCCCCGAUAAAGCCAGAGAACGUCAACAUUGAAGCGUUGAGGUGGAAGCGCGGAGUUUGACAAGCUGUUGAAGACAACAACAAGAUCAGACAUGUUGGGACUUGCAGCUGGCAGAUAUCUCAUUGGUGGGCGUCCAACAUGGAGAUGCCUUCAAGCUGCAGCUUUGAAGACGAGUGCUCCGGUGUGGUCUGCACCCACACCUGUCAGCUGGGCUGCUUCACGUCUCUGCCAUUCAGACACCAAGGGUUCCAGUUUGAGGACCAUCACGCAGGCUCCAAAACCCGCCCUGUACCUCGGUUUCUCCGUGCUGGUGCCCUUCGUGGCUGCCCCCGUCCUCAUGGCGACGACGCAGUCCUUCUACCCGGAGGUGGCGUACGCCCAACUGGUGUACGGCGCUUGCAUCGUCUCCUUCCUGGGGGGCGCCCGCUGGGGUUUCGCCAUACCGGAUGGAAGUCCUGCUCGGCCGGACUGGAAGAACCUGGGCAACAGCGUGGUUCCGUCGCUCUUGGCCUGGCUGGCGCUGCUCUGCGGGCACAAUGUGGCGGCGGGGGUCCCGGUCCUUCUCCUGGGGUUAGGUCUGUCUCUGCACUAUGACCUGAGACUGCUCCCUGGCUACCCCGCCUGGUUCAAAGCCAUGAGGCGUGUCCUCACGCUGGUGGCCGCCUUCUCGCUGUUGGCCACGCUGAUGCUGAAGAAGUUCUGCGCUGAGAAAAAGCUCCUAAGUUCGUGAGUCACCUCAACUUAAUAAAAUGUACGAUUAAUCCUCA